Messenger RNA from Candoia aspera, 1263 nucleotides. Its product is annotated as putative methyltransferase DDB_G0268948. The transcript is spliced from 6 exons. Bases 252 to 1085 code for a protein of 277 amino acids. Lineage: Eukaryota; Metazoa; Chordata; Lepidosauria; Squamata; Candoiidae. The record is from RefSeq and is a predicted model, not a curated record. Gene Ontology annotation, molecular function: S-adenosylmethionine-dependent methyltransferase activity.
GCUUCCACUCUUUGGUUCUUGUCUUGCCCUCGGGUGCUCUGGCGAACGAAUCACGUUUGGGAAUAUGAUGCUAAAAUAUUCCUAAUGCGUCCCUUCGGUUUUAUGCGAUAGGAGCGGUUCCGCAAACUCCGGCCCGCCUUUUACGCCCUCCCGCGUGGGUACCGAAGGUGGAAGCGAGCAGUGGGGCGACCUCAGCCGCCCGGUGGCCCGUCUCUGUGCCAAAGUUUAGAAGUUCUUCUGAACGCCAGGAAAUGGCCGCUCGCCUGUUUGAGGAUAAAGAUCACGCUGCUGUCUAUCAGAAAUACAGGUUCUCGCUUCAGGAGAAUUUGCAGGGCGUGAUCCUCGCAUACCUAGAGAAAAAGGUGAAUUGCUUCCAGCUGGGAGUGGACGUGGGAUGUGGUUCAGGUCAAAAUACUCUCCUGCUGGCAAAGUAUUUUGAGAAGGUGGUUGGAACAGAUGUAAGUGAAGCUCAGAUUGAGGAGGCCAAGCGAGCAACACAUCCUCUAAAUGUCUCAUAUCUCUUCGCUGUUCUCUCCUAUAGCGCAUGUCCUGCAGAGAAAUUGCCUUUUGAGGAUCACUCUGUGGAUCUCAUCACGGCCUUCAGUGCUGUGCACUGGUUUGAUGUCUCCAGCUUCAUAAAGGAAAUGGACCGGAUUCUCAAACCAUCUGGCUGCUUUAUCUUGUGUUCCAACACCCUUGAUUUGCAAUUGCACUACAGAGGUCAGUCAGAGAAACUGACGGAGAUUUUCAAGGAGAUUCAAACCCAGCUUAUUCCUUAUACAGAUGAAAAGGUUAAAUUAGUUUUGUAUGACUACAAAGCAAUAUUUGAUGCUCUGCCCUUUCAGGAUAAGGAAAGAAUCACGGAUAUUGUUGAUAAAGUCUCCAUGAGUGUUUCUGAAUUCCUGGGAUAUAUCCAGUCCUUUUCCAUGUACCGCACUUUUCUAAAAGCCCAGCCUGAGGCAGCCAAAUCUCUCAUCCAGAACACUGAACAAAGGAUCCUGGAGACAAUGGGAGUUUCUUCACAUGAAACCAAACUGGAGGUUUGGACUCGACAAAUUUGCAUUCUGGGUAGCAGGAGCCGUUAAAAGUAAUUUUGGUCUGUCUUAGGGAUGCCCCAGCCAGAAAAAAGAAGCAAUCCAUAGCAGUGCCAAGCUUCACUUCAGUGACUACUACUUUUGAAACAACUUUCCUUUAUAUAUGAUUUAAAAAUUUAAUAAUUUUAUUAAAAGUUUUAAAGAGAAGAUAAAAAGUGACAAAAACUAA